Esox lucius (northern pike) is the source of this 9123-nucleotide messenger RNA. RefSeq names its product ATP-binding cassette, sub-family A (ABC1), member 4b (gene abca4b). The coding region runs from base 306 to 7316 and encodes 2336 amino acids. Gene Ontology annotation, cellular component: membrane; intracellular membrane-bounded organelle. Gene Ontology annotation, biological process: transmembrane transport; lipid transport. Gene Ontology annotation, molecular function: ATP binding; ATP hydrolysis activity; ABC-type transporter activity. NCBI's taxonomy places the organism in Eukaryota, Metazoa, Chordata, Actinopteri, Esociformes, Esocidae. The transcript has 52 exons. The record is from RefSeq and is a predicted model, not a curated record.
GCCGGUCUGAAACAAAAUGGAUGCCUGCUGUCUUUUCUGCUCCCGGCUGUGGGUGGUGAGCCGGCCUUGGACAAGGGGAUUAACAGAAUGGGAUUAAGGAGUGUGGUCAAACUGGAAGAAGGGGACUGUUGCAGCAAAGACGAGAGAAGAGUGGUGACUUGGAUGAACAGAAAGAGAGCUCAAUAGAGUCUGGGGAUUAUAAAGGCUUUAUUACUCUUUCUUUAGAUGUCGUACGACUUCUUCAUUGUCCCACUAGAGGUGUGUCACCGUGAGAGAGCCCCGUUGAGGGGUUGAGAAGCGCAGCCAUGAACGCCGGCAGUCAGAUCCGCCUGCUUCUGUGGAAGAACUGGACCCUACGCAAGAGGCAGAAGGUUCGCUUCCUGGUGGAGAUUCUGUGGCCGUUGGUUCUGUUCAUUGGUCUAGUAUGGCUGAGGAAAGCGAACCCACUCUACAAACAACAUGAAUGUCACUUCCCCAACAAGGCCAUGCCCUCUACAGGGAUUCUCCCAUGGAUCCAGGGAAUCUUCUGUAAUGCCAACAACCCCUGCUUCAGGCACGCCACCCGGGCCGAAGGCCCCGGCCUGGUCUCCAACUACAACAACUGCAUACUGGCACGGUUCUGGGCCGACACCAAUGAGCUGCUGUUCGAUGAACCCGAGUUCCGGCAACUGGGUCGGUUGUGGGAUGACAUGGGCAUCAUGAACAACUUCAUGGACACCAUCUGUCACACACCUGAGAAGAUAUCAGGUCGCGGGUUGAAGAUCGAAAGCAUCCUGAAGGAUGACGAGAUGUUAACAGCCUUUCUGCUGAGAGACACUGGCCUGCCUGAGUCUGUGGUUGAUAACCUGAUCAAGUCCCAAGUCCGUCCUGAACAGUUUGCCCAUGGGGUUCCAGAUCUCCAGCUAAAGGACAUCGCCUGCAGCCUGACUCUCCUGGAGAGGUUUAUCAUCUUCCCCAGCAGGAUGGCUGUCUAUGGGGUCCGCAACGCUCUGUGUGCCUUGUCCCAGCAACGCCUGCAGAAGAUAGAAGACAUGCUCUAUGCCAAUGUGGACUUCUUCAAGAUCUUCAGACUGCUACCCCGGGUGUUGGAUGACCGCACAGACGGGCCGGACCUACGUUACUGGGGGCGUGUCCUCAGCGCUGUAUCAGAGAAGGUCCAAGUGCUCCUAGACAGGAAUAGCAGCCAGGACCUCAUGAAGGCGGUGUACCCUCUGUUCCAGACCGGGGGUCCCAACUCGUUCAGCCAGCUGAUGAGCACCGUGUCGGCCCUGUUCUGUGGCUACCCAGAGGGGGAAGGAUCCAGGGUCCUCUCCUUCAACUGGUAUGAGGACAACAACUACAAGGUGUUCCUGGGGGUCAAUGGAUCCAAGAACCAAGACUACGUAUACGACAAGACAACCACUCCAUUCUGCAAUGACCUGAUGCAGACCUUGGAGUCCAACCCAGUGACUAAGAUAGUGUGGAGGUCGGUCAAACCCAUGGUGAUGGGACGGGUCCUCUAUGCUCCUGACUCCCCCGCCGUCAGACAGAUACUAAAGAGUGCGAACACUACCUUUGAGGAACUGGACAGGUUGCUGACCAUGGCCAAGGCCUGGGAGGAAGUGGGUCCCCAGCUCUGGAGGUUCUUCAACAACGGCAUCCAGAUGAACAUGAUCAGGGACACCAUCAGAAACCCCACUGUGACAGAGCUAAUAGAUAAGAGCCUGGAGGACACUGAGUUCUCAUCAAAAGACAUCCUCAACUUCCUGUACAACGGGCCUGAGGAGGACCGGGAUGAGACCAUGCCCAAGUUUGACUGGAGGAACAUCUUCAACCUCAUGGACCAGGUUAUACGCAUGUUCAACCAAUACGCGCAGUGUAUCAGUCUGGAUAAGUUCACGCCACAUACUGAUGAAGAUCAGCUGACACACCAGGCUCUUUUCCUGUUGGAGGAGAAUAAGUUCUGGGCAGGGCUGGUCUUCCUGGACAUGUACCCCUGGACCACAUCGGUGCCGCCACAUGUCAAGUAUAAGAUCCGCAUGGACAUCGACCAGGUGGAGAGAACCAACAAGAUUAAAGACAGGUACUGGGACCCGGGACCCAGGGCAGACCCGGUGGAGGAUCUGAGGUACAUCUGGGGGGGAUUUGCCUACCUGCAGGACAUGGUGGAGCAUGGCAUACUGAAGAUCCACACUGGGAACGACUGGCCACUGGGCGUCUACGUGCAACAGAUGCCGUACCCAUGCUACGUCGACGACCUCUUCAUGCUGACUCUGAACAGGUGCUUCCCUAUGUUCAUGGUGCUGGCGUGGAUCUACUCAGUGUCUAUGAUAGUGAAGAGCAUCGUUCUGGAGAAGGAGUUACGCCUAAAAGAGACACUGAAGGCUAUGGGGGUCACCAACGGUGUCAUCUGGUACACCUGGUUCAUAGACAGCUUCAUCAUGAUGACGGCCAGCACAGCCCUGCUCACGGCCAUCAUCAUGGCCGGUAAGGUACUGAAUUACUCCAACCCCUUCGUAGUGUUCCUGUUCCUCCUGACGUUCACCACGGCGACCAUCAUGCAGUGCUUCCUGCUCAGCGUGUUCUUCAACAAGGCCAACCUGGCGGCGGCGUGCAGCGGCAUUGUCUACUUCACCCUCUACCUCCCCCACAUCCUCUGCGUGGCCUGGCAGGACCGCAUCACCAGGAACACCAAGAUCGCAGCGAGUCUGCUGUCCCCCGUGGCCUUUGGUUUCGGCACUGAGUACCUGUCCCGUUAUGAGGAGCAGGGCCUGGGUCUGCAGUGGGACAACAUUGGCACCAGUCCACUAGAGGGCGACGCCUACUCCUUCUUCACCUCCAUAGGGAUGAUGGUGUUCGACGCUGUGCUCUACGGCUUCCUGGCGUGGUACCUGGACAACGUCUUCCCAGGCCAGUACGGGAUUGGAAGACCAUUUUACUUCCCCUUCCAACCGUCGUACUGGCAGAGGCCUGAGCCCUCCUUCUCCCAGAUCCCAGACUCAGCAGUUCCAGGGAUGCAGGAUGCGGACAAGGACUUUGAGAGUCUGGGCUGUUCGCCCGAAAGGUGUAACGGUGUGGAUGUAAAGAAACCCUGCAAACACCAGGACAAGCGAGAGAGGUUGGAGAGAGAGAGGGCAGAGCAGCUGAAACAACAAGAUGAAGAACAGAAUAAGGAGGUGCAAGAGGAGGUCCUAUCAGGUCAGUUGUUGUUCGAGCCGGAGCCGGCCGGGUUGACCGUGGGGGUGGAGAUUCAGGACCUGGUCAAGGUGUUUCCUGGCAGGUCCCGUCCUGCCGUGGACCACCUCAGCAUCACCUUCUACGAGGGGCAGAUCACAUCGUUCCUCGGACACAAUGGAGCGGGCAAAACCACCACCAUGUCCAUCCUGACCGGGAUGUACCCUCCCACAUCAGGUACAGCCUUCAUCAACGGGAGAGACAUUCGCACCGACAUGGACAUCAUCAGAACCUCCAUGGGGAUGUGCCCACAGUACAACAUCCUGUUCAAACAUCUGACAGUGGAGGAACACAUCCUCUUCUACUCCCUGCUGAAAGGCACAUCUCUCACUGGGGCUCAGCAGGAGGUCGAGGCCAUGCUGGAGGAUCUGGGUCUACCCCACAAGAGGGACGAUGAGGCCCAGAACCUUUCAGGCGGCAUGCAGAGGAAGCUCUCUGUUGCCAUGGCGUUUGUAGGGGGGUCAAAGAUUGUGAUUCUGGAUGAGCCCACGUCAGGUGUUGAUCCUUACUCCAGGCGGUCCAUCUGGGACCUACUUCUCAAAUACCGCACAGGUCGUACGGUGAUCCUGUCCACUCAUCACAUGGAUGAGGCUGACCUGCUGUCUGACCGCGUGGCCAUCAUUUCCAAAGGCCAACUCCACUGCUGCGGUUCCCCACUGUUCCUUAAGAACUGCUUCGGAGUGGGGUUCUACCUGACACUGGUCCGACGCAUGAAGGACAUAAGGAAGAAAGAGAAUGAGUGUGAUUGUGCUUCAGAGUGUUCCUGCACCUGUUCCACCUGCACCAAAGUCAAGGAGGAGUCACAGGGCCAAUCCCUGCAAAUGGAGAGAUGUCUGGACGGUAACGUGGACAGCAUUACUGCGCUGAUCCACCACCACGUCCCUGACGCCAAGCUGAUUGAGGCCAUUGGCCAGGAGCUGACCUUCCUGCUUCCCAACAAGGGCUUCAAGCACCGGGCAUACGCCUCCCUCUUUAGAGAGCUGGAGGAAACCCUGGGCGACAUGGGACUCAGCAGCUUCGGCAUCUCCGACACCUCUCUGGAGGAGAUCUUUCUGAAGGUGACUGCAGACGGAGAGGCAGCAGCCAAUGCCAAGGCUCCAGCCCAGUGGAUGUUGCUGAAGAGAACCAAUAUUCGCAGCACAGUUGGUGUGGAGGAGACUAACCCUGAAGAGGCAGAUGAGCUGAAGCAGGCCAACGGUACCAGACUCCGUGCUGAAGACUGCAGUGACGGAAAAGGCUCUCGGCAGAUCAAAGGAGCAAGCCUGGUGAUGAAGCAGUUCCUGGCUCUGCUGGUUAAGAGGUUUCACCACGCCACCAGGUCAUUGAAAGACUUCUUGGCACAGAUUGUUCUGCCUGCUAGCUUCGUACUGAUAGCCCUUGUCUUCACCAUGAUUGUGCCUCCUUUUGGAGAGUACCCGGCCCUCACACUCUCCCCCUGGAUGUACGGACAGCAGUUUACAUUCUUCAGUAAUGAGCGCCAGGGGAACUACCAGAUGACGCGUUUUGCCAAGGCGUUGCUGAACCCCCCUGGUCUUGGGACUCGCUGCAUGUCAGGAGUAGAUCUAAAAAAUCUGCCCUGUGAGAAUGAGACGUUAGACUGGGAGACACCAGAGGUCUCACCAAUAGUCACCAACAUCCUGCAGAGCCCUGCCUGGAACCCGCUAGACCCCUCCCCUUCCUGCCAGUGCAGCACCAAUAAGAAGUUGACUAUGUUGCCCAUCUGUCCAGUCGGCGCUGGGGGGCUGCCUCCUAAGCAGAGAAAGGAGGCCACAGGUGAUAUACUGCUGGACCUGACUGAGAGGAACAUAUCCGACUACCUUGUUAAAACAUACCCCAGCCUCAUCAGACGAAGUUUGAAGAGCAAAUACUGGGUGAAUGAACAACGAUAUGGAGGCUUAUCCGUGGGAGGACAGCUGCCCAUCCUGGACGUGAGCCCUAAACAAAUCCAGGAUGUUGCCUCUCAGCUAAUGAAGAUGCUCAACGUGACUGGGGGUCCGAACACGAAGCAGUCUUUGAGGGAGAUCGGACCUUUCCUCAGAUACAUGGAGAGUGAGUACAAUGUCAAGGUGUGGUACAACAACAAAGGCUGGCACGCCAUGGUGGCCUUCAUGAACGUGGCGAACAAUGCCAUCCUGCGGGCCUACCUGCCUCGCAACGCCAACCCCAUGGAGUACGGAAUCACUGCCGUCAACCACCCCCUGAACCUCACCAAAGAGCAGCUGUCUGAAGUCACUGUGUUGAAGACAUCUGUUGACGCAGUGACAGCGAUCUGUGUGAUUUUCGCCAUGUCUUUUAUCCCAGCAUCCUUUGUGCUCUACCUGAUCCAGGAGCGGGUCAGCAAGGCCAAACACCUGCAGUUCGUCAGUGGGGUCAGCCCUCUGGUCUAUUGGGUAGCCAACUUCUUCUGGGACAUGGUGAACUACUCCCUCAGCACCGCCAUGGUGGUGGGGAUCUUUGUGGCCUUCGAUAAGAAGUGUUACACCUCAGCCGCCAACCUGCCUGCCCUCGUUCUCCUGCUCUUACUGUACGGGUGGUCUGUGACCCCUAUGAUGUAUCCCAUGUCCUACGUCUUCAACAUCCCCAGCACGGCCUACGUCUCUCUGUCCUGCAUCAACCUGUUCAUCGGCAUCAACAGCAGCGCCCUCACCUUUAUACUGGAGCUGUUUGAGAACAACCGAUCCUUGCUGGAGUUCAACGAGUGGCUGAAGAAAGGCCUCCUGGUGUUCCCUCACUUCUGUCUGGGCCGGGGCCUAAUCGACAUGGCGAUGAAUCAGGCUGUCACGGACGUGUAUGCACACUUCGGUGAGGACCAUGCAAUGGACCCAUUCAAAUGGAACUUUGUCGGGAAGAACCUGGUCUUCAUGGCUGUGGAGGGAUUUCUCUAUUUCCUCCUCAAUAUCCUUAUACAGUAUCGCUUCUUCCUGGACCAAUGGUUAUCAGACUUCAAAGGGCCGCCUCCUAAAGACGAAGAUGAGGACGUUGCUGAAGAAAGAGAAAGGAUCUACAAUGGAGGUAGCAAGAGUGACAUCCUUCAGAUCAGAGACCUCUGCAAGACAUACACUGGGAGGAAGAGACCAGCCGUGGACAGGAUCUGUGUGGGCGUGUCUUCUGGAGAGUGUUUUGGUCUGCUAGGGGUGAACGGGGCCGGGAAGACCACCACUUUCAAGAUGCUAACUGGAGAUGCCGACGUUAGUUUUGGAGAGGCCACUGUCGCUGGAUACAGCAUCCUGUCAGAAAUGCUGGACGUGCACCAGAACAUGGGCUACUGCCCCCAGUGUGACGCCGUCGACGACCUGCUGACCGGCAGGGAACACCUGUUCCUGUACGCUCGGCUCAGAGGGGUCCCCGAGUCCGAGAUCAGCAGAGUGGCAGAGUGGGGCAUCCAGAAGCUGGGCCUGUCGGAGUACGCCGGUCGCUGUGCAGGAACCUACAGCGGAGGAAACAAGAGGAAACUCUCCACAGCCAUCGCUAUGAUUGGCUGUCCAGCCCUGGUUCUACUGGAUGAGCCCACUACAGGCAUGGACCCCCACUCCCGGCGGUUCUUGUGGACGGCCAUUAUGAGUGUCAUCCAGGACGGAAGGGCGGUGGUUUUGACAUCACACAGUAUGGAGGAGUGUGAAGCCCUAUGUACCCGCCUGGCCAUCAUGGUGAACGGCACGUUCAAGUGUCUGGGGACCAUUCAGCACCUGAAAUACAAGUUCGGGGAGGGCUACGUGGUGACCAUGAAGGUGAAGGCGGUAAAGGCUGGUGUUCCCCCAGACUUGGGGCUGGCGGAGAGCUUCAUGGACAGCAGCUUCCCCGGGUGUGUUCAGAGGGAGAAGCACUACAACACGCUGCAGUAUGAGAUCGCCUCCUCCUCCCUGGCCAGGAUCUUUCAGCUAGUGGUCGCCAACAAGGACAAGCUGAACAUCGAGGACUAUUCUGUCUCUCAGACCACGUUAGAUCAGGUGUUUGUGAACUUUGCAAAGCAGCAGGCAGGAGAGGAUGACGACACUGUUCCAGAAACACGAGCGGCCGGCUCACGCAAAGAAACACGAAGUGUUACCAUAAGACGCAAGGUCUCCCCUAUCAAGAUAAAAACCAGGAGACAAACUAGAACUUGAAUGGAAAUCUGUGUACAUUUUGCUUUUUGAGGAACAUAUUGUCAACACUUUUAAUGACAACCAGGUAUUUUUAAUGUCUACACAAUAUCCACAUGAUAAUUUCAUUUAUUGAGGCUUAUGAAUUAUGUCUGCGAUAUGUUCCUUAGAUUUUGUCAGUCACAUUUCUGCAUGUUGUUUGUGACUUGUGAAAAAGGAUGCCUAAUACUCUUUAUGUUUGCAGGACACAUACAGUUGACAUCAGUUAAUAUCUCCUCAAACACACAGUGGGCUAGAUAUCAGCAGUCUGUAGUGGCUUUCUUUAACAUAAGUCGGUUUAAAAUCUCUUCAAACACACAGAAAGCUAGAUAUCAACAGUCGGAAGUGGCUUUCUUUAACAUCACUUGGUUAAAGAUAUCUCCUCAAACACACAGCAGGCUUGAAAUCAAUAGUCUGUAGUGGCUUUCUUUAACAUCAGUUGGUUUAAGAUAUCUCCACAAACACACAGCAGGCUUGAAAUCAAUAGUCUGUAGUGGCUUUCUUUAACAUCAGUUGGUUUAAGAUAUCUCCUCAAACACACAGCAGGCUAUAACAGUCUGAAGAGGCUUUCUUAAUCUCCUAUCCUACUUUUGUCCUGAUCUGAGAAUAUUAGAUAGCUGACAGAAAUAUGGAGGCUCACUUAUGGGUUCGUUUUGACUCGUUCAGUGAAAUCUGACUCAGAAGUGGAAGUUACGCUUUGCUUGUCAAAUUCCCACCUACACAGAGAAAAGGUCCAUGUUUUUUUCCUCACAGUACCAAAAUUGGACCACAAGGUGGUGUUGUUUUACACAGACAUUUAUAUACAGGAAUAAUACAAAUGCUUUGAUAAUGUUCAACAGACCUUCAAAUAAUGUAAAACCAUAUAUUUUUUUUGUUUAUAUAUGUACUGCGUAAAAGCUAUGUUUUAUUUAAGCACUUUAGGAUGUAUUCAUUUUCUUACGAUCACAUCAAGGCACAGCUUUAAAUGCUUAUUGAGUUAUAUGGCAUGGUGGUGGUGGUGGUGGUGGGGGGGGGCAAACCUAUUCACAGAGGUCCAAUGAGAAUGGAGGUUUUUGUUCUAGCUAAACUUAACUGAAGACUAUGAUGAUUCGAAUAUUAGUUGAGCCAGGUGAGUUUUUGCUUUGCUGGAGCAAAAGCCUGCGGCUGCUAGACCUGUCAACAGUAUUGAAAGAGAACACCACUGUUCCAGUGGGUUCUAACCAAGCUCAGGGUUCUCCGUCCCAGAGGGAGGAAGAACACGCCCCUACAAUGAUUUGCCAAUGUCCUUAUUCAUGUAUUUAUUUUAUUAGCAUACAUCUUCUUUGCUUUUUUUCCUCAAAACAUGAAUGUCAUUUUAAUUUAGAAAAAUGAUGACGACUAAAGAAACGAAUGCGAAUGGAUGUAUAUAUAUGAAUCAAGUUACAAUGCCGCUCAGAGUUCUAUUUAAUCCAAAACAGUGUUAUUUUAAAUAUAACUGAUAAAAAAUUAUAAUAAUACACACAAUAAAAAAAAACACUAAUACUGUAAAGCAAUUUAGAACAACUUCAAUUCAUAUAUCAAAUCAAAUGUUUUUCUAUAAUAUGUGAUAACAAAGAAAAUAUAAAACAAAUGAUUCAUUAUAAUUACCUAAACACCCUGUGAAAACAUAUGACCUGUUUUGAGUGAAUAGGGCUCUCGGUCAAGUGCAUUAUGGUCAGAUGAACUGUUUUCCAUUCCAGAGCAUAACAUUAUUGUAAAGCAAAUGGUCCCCGACAUCAACUGUGCUGCAACAAUGACAAUGGUGAAUAAACGUGAAAAGCUUCUCUCCAGCCAC